This is a messenger RNA of Rosa chinensis, 1565 nucleotides long. Its product is annotated as ribosomal RNA large subunit methyltransferase I. The transcript has 9 exons. NCBI's taxonomy places the organism in Eukaryota, Viridiplantae, Streptophyta, Magnoliopsida, Rosales, Rosaceae. Gene Ontology annotation, molecular function: methyltransferase activity; RNA binding. The record is from RefSeq and is a predicted model, not a curated record. Bases 191 to 1426 code for a protein of 411 amino acids.
UGAUGCAGCAUUUUCCAGCCCGCCUGAUAAAGUCUCUUUCUACUUCUACUUCCUUACCAUGCACCACCACUACCCUUCAAGAACUUGCUUCUGCUCACCCCAAAGCUAGAAGGUAUUCCUGUGAUCAAUUGCAGGUGGUUUCGGUGACUGGUUGAAUACAAGAAAUGGUAUUCAAUAUCAUUUUUAUUGGAUGAUUGUGCAAGGUGUUGCGAGGGUUGUACUCAAGAAGGGGAAGACACAACUAUUCAAGGAUGGAAGUCCAAUGGUUUAUAGUGGAGCAGUUGAUAGAAUAAUUGGGAGACCACCACCAAGAACUGGAGAUGUUGUGCUAGUAGCUGAUGGAGCAGAAAAGCCAAUAGGGUGGGGCAUGUAUAAUUCAGCCUCCAUGUUCUGUGUCCGGCUUAUGCAACUGGAUGAGGAAGCAAUAAGGGAUUGUUCAUGUGCAUUGAAUAUGGAGAAACUGCUUGAGACAAGAAUUAAUGAAGCUAUAGAGCUACGUAAGAGUUUGGGGCUUCCAUCAGCUAGUACAAAUGCAUUUCGUCUUGUCAAUAGUGAAGGAGACAGAUUAUCAGGCCUAAUAAUUGACAUUAUUGGAGAUGUAGCAGUAAUAGCAUCAUCUGCCGCUUGGGUUGAGAAGUACAAAGCAGAAAUAGAGGCUUGUGUUGGUAGAAUCAAUGAAAUUAAUCACUUCAACUGGAGACCGUCUGUGGAAAUUUUAAAAGAAGAAGGAUUGGAUGUGUCAAAUUUGAAGGAAAUGGAUCCAUCUAUUUGCCCUCAGAGAACAAAGGUUAUGGAAAACGGGAUUUUUUAUGCCAUUUCACUUGAAGGGCAGAAGACAGGGUUCUAUGCUGAUCAGCGUGAAAACCGCAAAUUCAUAUCAACAAUUUCAGACAAUCAGAAAGUUCUUGAUAUCUGCUGCUAUAGUGGUGGUUUUGCGCUAAAUGCUGCACGAGGUGGUGCUGUGAAUGUCACAGGUGUUGACUCAUCCUUGGGUGCAAUCGAACUAGCUAAAGAAAAUAUUGCUCUUAACAACAUGGAUCCAGGAAUAAUAUCAUUUGUGAAAGAAGAUGCAAGUGAGUUUAUGAAGGGUGCUCUUUCUAGGAAUGAAUCAUUUGAUAUUGUCAUCUUAGAUCCUCCUAAACUAGCACCACGAAAGAAGGUUUUACAAAAUGCAUCAGGCAUGUAUAGAAAUUUAAAUUCAUUAGCAAUGCAAUUGACAAGGAAAGGUGGCCUUCUCAUGACUUGUUCGUGUUCAGGAGCGAUGACCCAAAGUGGGACGUUCUUGCGCAUUCUUCAGAGUGCAGCAUCAGCAGCAGGUAGAAAAAUAACCGUUCUCAGGGAUGCUGGAGCAGCAUGUGAUCAUACCAUUGACCCAUCCUACCCAGAAGGCAAAUACCUUUCCAACAUUCUCCUGAGGGUGCUUUAAAAAUCACGAUCUUUACACGGGCAGAAGAAGAUCAAAUGCCAGUCAAUUUUCAACAGGGCUUAAACAAAGUAAUCAAUUCGCAGAUCAAACUUUAGAUGUAAUCAACACUAUUUCUGAAAUUAUACAGGAAAGUUCAUAA